UCGUUGUACUAAACUCCGGAUUUGAAUCAGGAACUCUCCUCAUUCCUUCCCUUCUCUCUCUCUCUCUCUCUCUCUCUCUCUUUCUCUCUUUAUAUGACUAGUGCCCUUCUUUGUAGGCAACUGCUUCUCCUUCAGCCUUCCCUUUUUGCACUUCAUUUCCAGUUCAAAAGUUGAAACCUCUUCAACUCUUUCAUGCUGUUGAAAUUCACUCCCACCUCAAGAAAACGAAGAGAAAUAAAACAAAGAAGAGAAAUUCUUUGUUUUAUUGUCUAUUAGAUUGGUUUUCAUAUGCGCAUUGUCUUCUUCUUCUGUUAAAAGCUAUAUAUUAGCAGAGAGUUUUGCUUUGCUUGUAUCAGUUGCAGAGAUUCUGAUGAUGUCUCAAAAGCCUUUGCACCAGCUCCUGGAAGAGGAUCAAGAACCGUUCUUGCUCGACAACUACAUUGCUGACAAGCGUUACCAGCUCAAGAAACCCUCUUCAAAAACCCACUUCCAAAUCAAGAAACGGAAGCCCAUUUCCUAUACUUCUAGCUUUUCUCAUAAUUUCUGCAAGAAUGCUUGCUUUUUCUCUGUUAAUAACUCUCCAGGCCUCAGAAAAUCCCCUCUCUUUCAGUUUCCAUCUCCUUCUAAAAGCCCUUGCAAAAGCCCAAAUGCCAUCUUCCUCCACAUCCCUGCUAAAACAGCAGCUCUUCUUCUUGAAGCUGCUCUUAGGAUCCAAAAACAAUCAUCAGCUCAAAAACCCAAAAACAAUAACGGGUUUGGUCUCUUUGGGUCUAUAAUAAAGAGAAUAACUCAUCGUAAUAAAACCCGAAUGCAAGAAAUCAGUGGCGAUGGUGUUAAAGCUUCAGUUAAGGACAGUCGAAGGUGGGGCUCUUCUCUUAACCGUACAAAACUACCCAAUGAAAGAGAAAACAAGCGAGAGCAGGAGAUUAUGGUUAAUGCGCAUGAGAAGAGUACUUGCGAGGUGGGUUCUUCUUGCUCCUGCAAUGGGAGGCUAAGCAGUGCGAUUUGGUCAGAGAGCAAUGAAGACAAGUCCUGGGAUUUGGAUUUAGAGACCGCAAGCAGUAGCCAAUCUGAGGAGGAAGAAGACUGUUUAGGAAAUUUUGAGUUUGUUAGCAAACUAAUAGAUGUUGAUGGUAUUAAUACUGAUUUUGCUUCUUAUGAUAAUCACUCCAGUGAAAAUCUGUUCCAUUUUGUUCUUCGGGGAAGCCCUUCCGCUGGUCACCGGACCCCGGAUUUCUCCUCUCCGGCCACCUCACCUAGUCACCAUAAAACAGAGGGAAAAGAGAAUAACGAUGUGGAGAACUUAAAGAACUUCCAAGUAGAGCAAGAAAAACAAGAAGAAGAAGAAGAAGAAGAAGAUAAGGAACAGUGCAGCCCUGUUUGUGUAUUGGACCCACCUUUCGAAGACGACGACGACGGUCAUGAGGAUGAGAGCGAGGACGAUGGCUUUGAUAUUGAAUGCAGCUAUGCAAUUGUACGAAGAGCAAAGCAGCAGCUAUUGCAAAAACUACAUAGAUUCGAGAAACUGGCAGAGCUGGAUCCUGUUGAGCUUGGGAAACGAAUGCUGGAGCAAGAAGAAGAAGAAGAAGAAGAAGAAGAAGUGGAAUCUGAUAUGGAACAAAGCAUCGACAGGUUUAUCAUUGAAGAACUAAGUAAAACAAUCUUCUGUCGUGUAAGAAAAAUCCCAAGAGACAUGAAGAGAUUGGUUUCUGAUCUCAUCAAUGAGGAACAACAACAGCAGAAAUACUUUGCAGCUGACAGAGAAGUAAUGGCUAAAAGGGUAUGCAAGAGAUUUGAAUCAUGGAAAGAGGUGGAAUCAAACACCAUUGAUAUGAUGGUGGAACAAGAUUUUAAGACAGAAGAGCUUAAUGGGUGGAAAAGUUACCAAGAACAAGUGAAAGAGACAGCUUUAGAAAUUGAACUAGGAAUCUUUAGAUUAUUAGUGGAGGAGUUGUCAGAAGAACUAGUAAUGGGAAACAAAUUUUGAUUGGUUUUUUUUGCUAAUUAAAUAUUAAUUAGAGGUUUAAUUAUAGUCUAACAUCCACCAUGGAGGGAUAGGCUAAUUAGAUGUUAGAGUAUGAUCCUGUGCUUGAUGAGACACAACAUGUAAAAUUCCUGUUCUUUAAUAUAUUAUAUAUGUAUAUUAAUUAUUUAAAAUUUAAAAAUAAUAUUUGCUUUUAUUA
Molecule: messenger RNA, 2183 nt
Organism: Manihot esculenta (cassava)
Lineage: Eukaryota; Viridiplantae; Streptophyta; Magnoliopsida; Malpighiales; Euphorbiaceae
Exons: 3
Coding region: 371-1987 (538 amino acids)
Source: RefSeq, a predicted model, not a curated record